Molecule: messenger RNA, 4722 nt
Organism: Xenopus laevis (African clawed frog)
Lineage: Eukaryota; Metazoa; Chordata; Amphibia; Anura; Pipidae
Gene: tnpo1.S
Product: transportin 1 S homeolog
Exons: 24
Coding region: 322-2994 (890 amino acids)
Biological process (GO): intracellular protein transport; protein import into nucleus
Cellular component (GO): nucleus; nuclear lumen; cytoplasm
Molecular function (GO): small GTPase binding
Source: RefSeq, a predicted model, not a curated record
AAUCCCGUUCUCACACUGUCUGUGCGUGAUUUGCGUGAGGUGUGUGUGCCCACCGCCCACUCCCUUAUAAAGUAAAACAUCCCGCGGCGCCCCCUAAAAAAUGUCAUUCCCUGUACCCAAGGCUGUGCGACUGAGGGUACUACUGACGUCAUACGAGAGAGACAGGCACUGAUUGCCUCACAAGCUCUUCAGUCCAUCUGGCGGGCUCUGGGACCGCUCCUCCAUCCUGUCUCCCACCGUGGCUCCGCCCCUCACACUCCUCCCUGUUCUCGCGCUGCUGCCGUCGCUGUCGUGCCGUGUGAGUGUCCCAGCGCGCUCAGCAUGGAGUACGAGUGGAAGCCGGAUGAACAGGGCCUCCAGCAGAUACUGCAGCUUCUUAAAGAGUCCCAGUCCCCGGACAAUAACACGCAGCGAGCGGUGCAACAAAAAUUGGAGCAGCUGAACCAGUUUCCAGACUUCAACAACUAUCUCAUUUUUGUUCUCACUAAGUUGAAAUCAGAAGAUGAACCAACACGAUCGCUAAGUGGCCUGAUAUUAAAAAAUAAUGUGAAGGCACAUUUCCAGAACUUCCCCAAUGGGGUGACUGACUUUAUUAAAAGCGAGUGCUUAAAUAAUAUAGGCGAUUCUUCCCCUUUAAUUCGUGCCACUGUAGGAAUCUUGAUAACAACAAUUGCUUCUAAGGGAGAGCUACAGAACUGGCCUGAACUUUUGCCAAAGUUAUGUGGUCUUUUGGACUCUGAAGAUUACAACACAUGUGAGGGAGCCUUUGGUGCUCUUCAGAAAAUUUGUGAAGAUUCUGCUGAAAUUCUAGACAGUGAUGUUCUGGAAAGGCCAUUAAAUGUCAUGAUUCCAAAGUUUCUGCAAUUUUUCAAGCACAGCAGUCCUAAAAUAAGGUCUCAUGCUGUAGCCUGUGUCAAUCAGUUCAUCAUUGGAAGAACUCAAGCACUUAUGUUACAUAUUGAUUCAUUUAUAGAGAAUUUAUUUGCCUUGGCAACUGAUGAAGAAUCAGAGGUGCGCAAAAAUGUGUGCCGGGCACUGGUUAUGCUGCUUGAAGUUAGAAUGGAUCGGUUGCUUCCUCAUAUGCACAAUAUUGUGGAGUACAUGCUGCUACGGACCCAGGACCAAGAUGAAAAUGUUGCUUUGGAGGCUUGUGAAUUUUGGCUGACUUUAGCUGAACAACCAAUUUGCAAGGAUGUCCUGUCUAGACAUCUUACAAAGUUGAUACCUGUACUAGUGAAUGGAAUGAAAUAUUCGGAGAUCGAUAUUAUUUUGUUGAAGGGUGAUGUUGAAGAGGAUGAAGCCGUUCCUGAUAGCGAACAGGAUAUCCGGCCUCGUUUUCAUAGAUCGCGGACUGUGGCUCAAGCUCAUGAGGAAGAUGGGAUUGAGGAAGAUGAUGAAGAUGAUGAUGAACUUGAUGAUGAUGAGAAUAUAUCUGACUGGAAUAUAAGAAAAUGUUCUGCAGCAGCACUUGAUAUACUUGCCAAUGUGUUUUGUGAAGAACUUCUGCCACACAUUUUGCCUCUCUUGAAAGAGUUACUUUUCCACCUAGAAUGGGUAAUUAAGGAGUCUGGAAUCUUAGUUCUUGGUGCAAUUGCCGAAGGGUGUAUGCAAGGCAUGAUUCCUUAUCUCCCAGAGCUUAUCCCUCACCUCAUACAGUGCCUCGCAGAUAAAAAAGCUCUGGUACGCUCCAUCACUUGCUGGACUCUUAGUCGCUAUGCACACUGGGUAGUUAGCCAGCCCCCAGAUAUGUAUUUAAAGCCAUUAAUGACAGAGCUGCUAAAACGUAUCUUGGACAGCAACAAACGUGUACAAGAAGCUGCUUGCAGUGCCUUUGCAACUCUAGAAGAAGAGGCUUGUACCGAGCUUGUUCCAUACCUUGCCUACAUUCUUGAUACCCUAGUUUUUGCUUUCAGUAAAUACCAGCAUAAAAACUUACUUAUACUUUAUGAUGCAAUUGGAACAUUAGCAGAUUCUGUUGGACAUCAUUUAAAUAAGUCUGAGUAUAUUCAAAUGCUUAUGCCUCCUCUGAUUCAAAAGUGGAAUGUUUUGAAAGAUGAGGACAAGGAUCUUUUUCCUUUACUUGAGUGUCUCUCUUCUGUUGCCACUGCUCUUCAGUCUGGGUUUUUGCCGUACUGUGAACCCGUGUAUCAGCGUUGUGUGAACUUGGUACAAAAGACUCUUCAACAAUCAAUGUUACACAAUGCACAGCCGGAUCAGUAUGAAUCUCCAGAUAAAGACUUCAUGAUAGUGGCUCUAGAUUUAUUAAGCGGAUUAGCAGAAGGCCUCGGAGGUCAAAUUGAACAGCUGGUAGCUCGGAGCAACAUCCUUACUUUGAUGUACCAAUGCAUGCAGGAUAAAAUGCCAGAGGUACGUCAGAGUUCAUUUGCAUUGCUGGGAGAUCUGACCAAGGCAUGUUUUCAGCAUGUCAAGGCAUGUAUUGCUGAUUUUAUGCCCAUUUUAGGAACCAAUUUAAAUCCAGAGUUAAUAUCUGUUUGUAAUAAUGCAACAUGGGCCAUUGGUGAAAUAUCCAUCCAGAUGGGUAUUGAAAUGCAGCCUUAUGUACCAAUGGUAUUGCACCAACUUGUAGAAAUAAUUAAUAGACCCAACACACCAAAGACUCUCUUAGAAAAUACAGCAAUAACAAUUGGUCGUCUUGGUUACGUUUGUCCUCAAGAAGUGGCCCCCAUGCUACAGCAGUUUAUAAGACCCUGGUGCACCUCACUGAGGAACAUUAGAGACAACGAGGAAAAGGACUCUGCUUUUCGUGGAAUUUGUACAAUGAUCAGUGUUAAUCCUGGUGGUGUUGUCCAGGAUUUUAUAUUUUUCUGUGAUGCUGUCGCAUCAUGGAUUAAUCCAAAGGAAGAUCUAAGAGACAUGUUCUGUAAGAUCCUUCAUGGGUUUAAAAACCAAGUAGGGGAUGAAAACUGGAGACGUUUCUCAGACCAGUUUCCGCUUCCUCUUAAAGAACGUCUUGCAGCCUACUAUGGAGUUUAACUUAGUUGUGCUCUAGCUGCACUAUCACCAUUAGGGGUCCUUCAGUCUGGGAGACAACGGGGGAGCCUCUGCACCCAGGGAAAAUGCUACCCUUUUAAGGGGGGAUGGGCAAACCAGUAGGGAACACAGUACAAUCCCAAAGCCUACUGGGAGGGGCGGGAGGGAGGUGUUGCCGUCACUGUAUUAAGUCGAUGUUUGGAAACGUUUAAACGUCUGGAGCUUUUUGUGGGUGGAAAUAUGUCUCCUUUACAAUUCUGCACUGGAUGUGAAGAAGCAAACUAAAGAUAGAAUCGCCAAACAGCACAUUCUGAUAUAUGGGGAAUUGUACUUCGAUGAGUACCAUAUAAAUGAACUUUAGCGGGAUAAGUAAGAAAAAUUAUUUUUGCACACGUUAGAAGAAAUAUUAAGAAUGGGUAUUAUAUCAGUAAAUGGCAUUUAUUUUAAAGCAAAAGGUUGCCUAAGUGUCCGUCCCGCUGAUUGGGACUCAUUGGUGUUUGCAUGUUAAUGAAGACAUACAUAGAUGAAGUCAGCGUAAUUAGCGCAGCUUGCAGUGCGUGUUUGAGUGCAGCUACUUACAGUCUACAGUUCAGGUGCCUGUUAAGUAAAUAAAAAUCUACUGCAUAAAUUGACACCCUACAAAUGCCAAAUUAGUAUUUUAUUUUACUUUUUUUUUUUCAAGAAGGGAGAAAAUGAAUAACUCCUUUUACUUUUGUUUUUUUUUAAUUUUUUUUGAAAGAAUGAAUAUUUUCUUUUAAGGAUCACUUAUUUGUGAUGCAUUAAUUUUUCCAGAUCAUUUUGCAGCAAAAGCGAUUAUUUCUAGACCAUGGCCUUUUGCUACCUUUCAGUGUCGGGACUUCGAUAGCAUUGACCUGUAAUGUCACUCGAGUCUCCUCAUUUGGAAGCAUUGUGCAGCUCAAGAUCCUAGUGGUUAAAAGUAACUCAAUAUAGAGGGUAAGUAGCAGGCUUGCAUCACAUAGUAAACUAGGCAAACAUUUACCCAUCAAGAUUCCCAUCCUCCAAUCAAUUUAAUGUAGCCCAGAAUUCAAAUGUCUUUUAAGUUACCUUUUUUUUAAUGUCAAAAAUUAAACUAGAGCUAAAGCGCUGCCAAGUAUGAUUAGACCUGCUUGAUGUCAGAAAAGAUUUCACACACUGCUCUCAAAUAUGUGACCAGCCCCUAUGGCAGCAGUAGGGCAAAACAAAAUGCAUUUCUAGCCUUUAUCAAGAUACAAAGAUUGAUAUUGUAUUUUGUGUAACACAAUGUGGAAAGCUGGUAUAUGUGUGCAAAACCUUUGCCUCUGUGCUGUCAGUGUGAUGUGCUUUCUGCAUGGUUAUAUAAUAGUGAUUUUAUCAGAAGACUUAUGGCAUAAGAUCAGUUCAACGGAUGCAUAAAUGUUAGAUGGCACAUACUGAAACUGUAGAAAUCAAGAUAUUUCUUAUAAAGUACUGUUUAUUCCCUCUUUCAAUAUAAGUUCCUUUAAUUACUUUCAAAGCAUGAUCAUAGAGAACUUUACGUUCAUAGAUGUGCAGCAGUGUAUUGGCAAAUGUUGGUGGCCCUUUGUACCCCGAGCAAUCUUAUUAGGGGGUGCAAGUUAAAAGCUACAAGAUGAAAGUUGGGUAUGGGAUCCUAUUUUUUUUUUUUUUUUUUGUUCCUCCAUUUAAUUUGUUCAGUUUUUCUGUUGCUUUCUCCACUUGUAUUCCUGUGAAUAAACCCUUGUUAAUUUAACCUUU